Nelumbo nucifera (sacred lotus) is the source of this 3021-nucleotide messenger RNA. Its product is annotated as origin of replication complex subunit 1B-like. Gene Ontology annotation, molecular function: ATP binding; ATP hydrolysis activity; chromatin binding. The record is from RefSeq and is a predicted model, not a curated record. Gene Ontology annotation, biological process: DNA replication initiation; mitotic DNA replication checkpoint signaling. Gene Ontology annotation, cellular component: nuclear origin of replication recognition complex. NCBI's taxonomy places the organism in Eukaryota, Viridiplantae, Streptophyta, Magnoliopsida, Proteales, Nelumbonaceae.
UCAACGGCUCAAAAGGGAGGGAACGUUUCCCGCCAAAACCUGUCGUUCUAAAGGAAAUGCCGAGCUUCCUGGUCUCCCUCCCUCCACUGUCUCUGAGCUCACAAACCCUAGCAGCUCAUCUGCAGGGAGAUGGCCGAAACCCCCAAAUUAACGAAACGAUCCUCUCCUCGGAUUCUCAAAUCGUCGCCAUCUUCAGCCGUUUCGAUCCCCCCGACACCGGAAGCUUUGGUUCCUCGCCGGUCGUCGCGGCGGAUCUCUUUGGGUUCCAGCCCCCCACCCCCCUGCAAAUCACUUCUUCAAGUUGAAGAAACCACUAACAUUCAUGGAGAAACUCCAAAAUCCGCUAAAAAUGGCAGAAGAUCGACCAAACGUUCGGAGAAAGCAUCGGUCGGAGUUUCAUUUGCUCCGGUUUCUCCUGAUUGUUCAGAGUCAAAGAAAAGGAAAAGGUCUGAGGGGGCGGAAGCAGCUAAAACGAGAGCUCGGGUUUUGAGAAACUCGACGUCUCACACAAAGAAAAAGAACAAUGACGUACCCAAGAGGCGUGUGUAUUACAAGAAGGUCGUCUAUGACGAAGGAGAAUUCAGUAUAGGAGAUGCUGUUUAUGUCAAGAGGAGAGAGGACGCAAGCUCUGAUGAUGAAGAUCCCGAAGUGGAAGAGUGUCGCAUAUGCUUCAAGUCUGGAAAGGCUCGGAUGAUUGAAUGCGAUGGUUGCUUGGGCGGAUUUCAUCUCAGAUGUCUCAAACCUCCUUUAAAGGUUGUUCCAGAAGGGGAUUGGAUUUGUGGAUUUUGUGAGACUCGGAAAAUGGGAAAGGCGGUUGAACUUCCAUCCCCUCCGAAGGGGAAGAAACGGAGUAGAACCUUGAGAGAGAAGCUCCUUUCAAGCGAUCUAUGGGCUGCACGUAUUGAGAGUUUAUGGAAAGAACCAGACGGGGCCUACUGGUUUCGGGGACGCUGGUAUAUAAUUCCAGAAGAGACUGUAGCAGGAAGACAACCACACAAUCUAAGGAGAGAGCUUUAUCGCACAAAUGAUUUUGCUGACAUUGAGAUGGAAUCUGUCCUUAGGCAUUGCUAUGUUAUGAACCCCAAGGAAUUUUCUAAAGCCAACAAUGAGGGAGAUGAUGUAUUUCUUUGUGAAUAUGAAUAUGAUAUCCAUUGGCACAGUUUCAAGCGUAUAGCAGAGAUUGAUAACAAUGAUGAGGAUGGAGAAGCUGAUAGUGAUGAAGAUUGGGAUUCUUGCAAGGAAUCAGGUUUUGAUACAGAAGAAGAAUUGGAAUACGAAGAGAAGAAUGAGAAGGGUUUAUUAGCUGGACAAUCCCCUGCUCAUGAAGUGGCUGCGAACUCAUGCAAGGGACGGAUUUUUGGCCUUCAGAAAAUAGGGGCAAAGAAGAUCCCAGAGCAUGUGAGAUCCCACAAGCCAACUGAACUUGAAAGAGCAAAAGCUUCACUCUUGUUGGCAACUUUACCAAAAUCACUGCCCUGCAGGAACAAGGAGAUGAAGGAGAUUACUGCUUUUCUGAAAGGUGCCAUUUGUGAUGAUCAAUGUCUAGGGCGUUGCUUGUACAUCCAUGGUGUUCCUGGAACUGGCAAGACUAUGAGUGUACUUGCAGUGAUGAGGAAUCUAAAGUCUGAAGUUGAUGCAGGAAGUAUAAAACCAUAUUGUUUUGUAGAAAUUAAUGGUUUAAAAUUGGCUUCACCAGAGAAUAUUUACAGGGUUAUAUAUGAGGCACUAAGUGGUCACAGGGUAAGUUGGAAAAAGGCUUUGCACUUGCUAAAUGAACGAUUUUCAGAGGGUAAUAAAGUCAAUAAAGAGGACAACCAACCAUGCAUCCUACUUAUUGAUGAGCUUGAUCUUCUUGUAACCAGGAAUCAGUCGGUUCUGUAUAACAUUCUUGACUGGCCUACAAAACCACACUCAAAAUUGGUUGUAAUAGGAAUAGCUAAUACCAUGGAUCUUCCGGAGAAGUUGCUUCCUCGCAUUUCAAGCCGCAUGGGGAUUCAAAGGCUCUGCUUUGGCCCCUAUAAUUAUCAACAACUUCAAGAGAUAAUUUCAACUCGUCUUAAAGGCAUUGAUGCAUUUGACAAACAAGCUAUAGAGUUUGCAUCAAGAAAGGUAGCAGCUAUUUCAGGAGAUGCUCGUCGUGCCCUGGAAAUUUGUAGGCGUGCAGCAGAAUUAGCAGAUUAUCGACUUAUGAAAUCACACUCUGAUCAUGAUCCUGCUGCUUCAGGAAAAGCAACUGUUGGAAUGGCUGAAGUUGAAGCAGCCAUACAGGAAAUGUUCCAGGCGCCUCAUAUACAAGUUAUGAAAAACUGUUCCAGACUGAGUAAAAUCUUUCUGGUUGCUAUGGUGCAUGAGCUCUACAAAACUGGAAUGGGUGAAACCACCUUUGAGAAGAUAGCAACAACCAUUUCCUGUCUCUGUGCAAGCAAUGGUGAAGCAUUUCCUGGCUGGGAUGUGCUCUUGAGAGUUGGCUGUAAGCUUGGUGAAUGCAGAGUUAUAUUGUGCGAGGCUGGAGCUAGGCAUAGAUUACAAAAGUUGCAGCUUAACUUCCCGAGUGAUGAUGUGGCAUUUGCACUGAAAGACAGCAAAGAGAUACCUUGGUUGGCAAAGUACCUGUGACUGAUGACUUGAGAGGAAAAAAUCAUAACUACAUUCUUAGAAUUAUUUAUUGACUUUUCCAUUUUCACCUCAUCAAAGUCUGGGUUGAAUUUCCUGGAUUAGGUGAUCUUUUUUUUUUUUGAUUAAUGAUGUUUUCUUCACACAAUUCUUUUUUGAACUUCACAUUCAAUUUUUCUAGACAACGAAUGCCAAUUUUUAGGACCUAGAUGUAUUUAACCCCCCCCCCCCCCCCAACACAGAAGAGAGAGAGAGAGAGAGAGAGGAAAUUGUGUACUGGGGUGGAUAACAUCCUGGAUGACUUGACUCAAACGAGGAUCUUUAGUCCAUUUGACAAAUAUUGAGAGGGAACGUUCGUCCUUUGGUGGAUGCAAAUGAAAAUGCUGCAAGAAUCAUUUGGUUGAAGCA